AAGAUGGACCAAUCAGAUAACAGAAUACAGUGUUACAUUGCUUGGUACAAAAACCAUUACCAUUCAGUGUCAAGGUCAAAGCCAUUAAUGUUCUUUCAGUGGAGAUUUGCUAAAACCAUUUAAACCAAAUCAAACACAGUUCGGUUCAUUAAGUGGAUUAGUGGAUUAGUGGAUUAGUGAUUGAUCGUUGUUGAAAUGCUACAAAUAUGUAACCAUCUAAACAAAAUUGACUUUUUAAUGAAAUCUGUAGGCUAGCCUUGUUUAUACCUUGUGUCAUGACGCCUGAACUUGGCUCCUACUGCCCAGCUGUUCUCCCACAGGAAACAUUUUAACAUCUCACGGGCAUGUUCAGUCUUUUCAGGGGCCAAUCACAUUGCGCCUUUAACAGAGAUGCGCCAUGCAGUCUCAGCGCUGCUCUCAACUCUGGCUGGACAACUGUGGAGCUGCGACGCAGCGACGCAUCUCGCACUUGGAAGACUGUAUUCUUACUGACUGGAAGUGACGGGUGAUCAGCUACAGAGGAACUUUUUGGAUACAUGUUUUUGAAAUAACUGGGAUCGGAAAAAUAAAUGGGACAACAGAAAUCGCGAGAACUUGAAUCGCUCCAGUGGUGUGCACGGUUCAGCUUUGCCAACUUUGUGCACUAGCACCAUCCGAUCUCCCUCAGUCCGUGCAGGAGCAGCAGCAGAGGAGGAGGCUGGAUGUGGCAGGAGACGGGUCACUGAGCUGCAGUGAGUUUCCCAGUCCCCAACUCUCCAAUGUCACCGGACAGGAUGAUGAUCAUUGGACUCCUGCUCAAUGUCUUCUCUCAUGGUAGUGCACCAGCAUCUGCAUCCUUAGACUGUCUGGUGGCGGAGCAGGGUUGCAUCCAGGAGCAGUCCUGCAUGGUGCUCUAUCGACUGCUGGAGUACUGUGCAGCUGAGGAGGCUGUGUCGCCCCUCGGCUCAGACGCCCGCAUGGAGUGCCUGGAGGCCCAGAGCUCCUUGCAGCAUUACCGCCCCCUUCAAGUUUGCAAGUGUCAGCGUGGCUCUCGCAGGGAGGAACACUGCCUCAGGGUCUAUUGGACUGUGAGAUUUGCAGCAUAUGAUGAGUAUGAAGUGUCUCCAUAUGAAGAACUGCAGUUAAAUCUAGUGAGAAACAUUGAGAUGUCACGUAUGGCGUCCAUCAUGGCAGUUUCCUCUCUUUCUGUGGAUGGCCAAAACCAGUGUCUGAAGGCAGCCCAGGACUGUGGCCUGUAUGAGAAAUGUGGCUCCCUGCGCUCAGAAUAUGUUGUGGCCUGCACCAAGCGAGCAACAGUCUCUGACAACAGCUGUAACCGCCAGAAAUGCCACAAAGCCCUGCGGCGCUUCCUGGAGCGCGUGCCAGAGGAGUACAGCUUCGCUCUGCUAUUCUGUCCCUGCUCUGACACUCUGUGUGGGGAGCGUCGGAGGAAAACCAUCGUCCCUUCAUGUUCCUAUGAGGAGAAUGGGAGAGGGGAGGAAAGACUGGGCAAGCCCAAUUGCCUCAGCCUGCAGAACUACUGCUCCAGAGACGAGCUGUGUAGAUCCCGGUUUGCUGAUUUCCAACACAACUGUCAGCCCUCCCCCCUGUCUGCCUCUGGCUGUAUGCGAGAGAGCAGAGCCAUGUGCCUGAAGGCCUACGCUGGACUCAUAGGUACGAUCAUGACUCCCAACUAUGUGAGCAACAGCAGCACCGAAGUGUCCCAGUGGUGCACAUGUGACGGCAGCGGGAACGAAUGGCAGGGCUGUCAGCGCAUCUUGAAUUUGUUCAGCAACAACAUAUGUCUGCGCAAUGCCAUCAGCUCCAUGGGAAUCUCCGCACCUCCUCCUGUGGAAAACACUCCCGUGCCAGCUUCUCAGCCCCCCCCAAGAAUCUACCUGGAGAGGGUCCACGUCAGCGUUAACACUCUUCCUGAAUUCAACAGUAUGGAAGACAGCGAGGAAGAGGAGCAGGAGGAGGAGGAAGAAAGUGAGGAAUUCAAUGUCAUCCCACCGUAUUCUGAGAAGGACUCUAACAUUGAAUCGGGGGCUAGAGGGAGUAAACGGGGAGCAGCUAGCCGAGCGGUACCUGUGUUACUAUUACUGCUGCUGCCUACACUCAUCCUGGACUGGGAGAGUGGGAGCUACUGAGGCCUCCAUUUCAUUCACCACUCAUCUUUUACACUCGCUACCGCAUCACAGCACUCAGAAUGAACCACGGAGGACAUAUGUGAGGAAUAAAUGCUCUAUUUCUUUUUCUUUCUUUUUUUUUGCAUUUUUAAACCCCCCUUUAUUUUACAAUUCAGUUUCUCCUAUUACUGCCUCCUCAAGAGCCAAAAGAUAUCAGUAGUCCCGCAGUAUCAGCCAUGGCUUUGCUCGAGUCCUCUCCUAUAGAAACGAACUGAACAAUGUGAGCAGAUAUGUGAGUGCAUGGGUGAAUUUAGAAAUGCUGUCUGGGCAAAUACUCUAUCUAGAGCCUGCUUCAAACUCAAAGUACAUCCCCUCUUUUAACAAGAAGCACAUUGCCCAAGGCCACAUUCACUAUACACACUCCACAACCAGUCUACUCCACUCCAACCAGGCCCAAGCACUGCUUUUGAUUUCUAUUUCAUGACUCAUGUCACAACCGUUUCUCUGUUGUCCCUUUGGCUCUUCCGCUCCCUCCUUCAUACUAUGGUUGAGUAAGAUAAUCCACUUCAGAACAAGCUAAUACGAAACUGUACUACACUUAAACCGCUUUGUACCAUUUAAAAGAACUUUUAAAACUGCUUCAUCUAAAAUUCUUAAGACACAAAACAAUGUGUUGUCACAUUAUGUUUGAUCUCAUGCCUUUUCAACCUUUGCUCCUUUGUGCACCAUAAAGCAGAGUGCAACAGUCAAUCUGCGCUGCUUCUUUUGUUAACACGCCACUUAGUAUUAUUCCUACCAGGGUGAGUGGCUAAGAAUUCAACCACUGGCAAAAGUAAUGAGAUCAAAUUCUAUUGUAGAAAUGACGAGCAGAGAAAAAGCAACAUGAGCAAUUACAGCACAAUUCAAAUUGCUCAGCACGCAGUGGAAGUCUGGAAUAAGGCUCAGGGGAGGAAAUAGCCAAUUUACUGCUGUCAUACCCUCUCACUUUUUUUUACCCCUAGGAGGUGUAUUUUUAGUGUUCCUUCCCCAUCAUGUGCUUUAGAUGUUGUGAGAGCGAGAUGCGGAGAUAGGGAUGGACACAGGAGGCUGGAAAGCCUGCUGGCUGCUCUGAUCAUUGAGCAGCACAUUGAGCCAUUCUCUCUGCCUGAAAUAGCUUUUGCUGAUGUUAAUGAUUUUUUCUCGUAUGGCUCAUUUUCUUGUGAAAUUAUGCAGCUGUGGGGAUGUAGGUAAAGAGAAGUAUAGAGAAGUUUUUGUAGAGGGAUAGUUUGCGAGAAAAAAACCUGUCUGAGCUCUGCGAGGAUUUUAUAUUGUGGUUAUACAUUCGUUUUUACCUAAAUUAACUGUUGUAUGUAAUGUUGUAAUUGCAGUAAUACAUUGAUGGGUGACUUCAAAGAGCUGUCCCCUGACCUCACCAUCUUCAAACAGAUCAGUACUGAACAUUUCCAAAGACAAAUCACCAAAAAACGAAUUCUUAGAUGUUUGAAUAUCACUUGAGGAGGCAGAAUGGCCCCACCUUUUUUUACAUGAUGGUUUAUUGACAUAAAGACUGAACCUUUGAUAAGGGCAGACAGUAUAAAGGCAGAAACGCACUGGAAGCAUAUGAGCUAUGUGAUUGCAAAUGCAAGUCCAUCACUACUUCAAACUUGGGUUUGAUUUUCACAAGUCAAAGUAGGACUUAUAUGGAUGUUGUAAGGUUAGUAGAGCUGUAGUGAUGGUUACCCACCUCAGGGCAAAAUGACAUCAUGCCGAUUUUUGACCACUUUCUUGUUGAGAGUUUGGCUACAGGGAGCUAAGAAGUGGGUGAGGAAAAGGCCAGUUAACAAAGCUCUGAAGUGUGACUGCAAGCUUAGUGGGUACAAGAAAAUGACAUACAGUAUUUGGACAAAAUAUUUCAAAUAAAAAGUCUGGCUGGACAACCAGCUGGUAUCCAAAUAUAUGAACCAGAACCAGGCCAUAGAAGAGAUGUGUUGAUGAAUAAACUAAAUAUUCUAAAGAAAUACCCAUCACAGUGUCACUGUACAGUAUCAGUGACGACGCUUAUUCCAAUCUCUCAGCUGCAGUUAUUCAUAAAGUAUCAAAGGAACAGCAUCCUGCGCCAAGUGUCAAUAACUGCAUCCAGUGCGCUCUGGCCUUAAUGACUGAAUGUUACAUGUGUUUUCAGAUUUCAAUAAGUUUGUUUAUACUUGUAAAGUAUGUAAAGUAAACAUUUACAUUAAACAUGGCUUGUAUUUUUUUGACGAGUUAUGGAGUUUCAAAGAAAAAUAGCUUAUUCUCCAUCCAUAAGAUAAAAUAUGUGAAUAUUCCCCAAAUUAGACCAUUUUUAGUUUGUAUCUUGACUAUGUACAGUACUUUGUUUCACACGCUAACCUUCUUUUAAAGACAUAUCAAACAUGCCAAAUAAUUCUGACUGUAAUGUGUAAUAACUGUGUAAUUUUGUGACAGAACAGAACAGUGUGCCGAUUUGUUAAAAGAAGAAUAAAAGUCACAAUCGAAAUU
Messenger RNA from Micropterus salmoides (largemouth bass), 4604 nucleotides. Its product is annotated as GDNF family receptor alpha-4-like. The transcript is spliced from 8 exons. NCBI's taxonomy places the organism in Eukaryota, Metazoa, Chordata, Actinopteri, Centrarchiformes, Centrarchidae. Gene Ontology annotation, molecular function: signaling receptor activity. Gene Ontology annotation, biological process: nervous system development. The record is from RefSeq and is a predicted model, not a curated record. The coding region runs from base 759 to 2129 and encodes 456 amino acids. Gene Ontology annotation, cellular component: signaling receptor complex; external side of plasma membrane.